UUCCUCUCGCCGUACUCCUCCUCUUCCCUGUGUGUCAGUGACUGGGAGCUCCUCCGUCCAAGCUGCCGCUCCUCUCACCGGCUCCCGGGCAGCAGGAAGUGGAGGUGCUGGGUGACAAGGAAUCCAGGGAUCUUCCAAAAUGGAUAUGGAUCUUAAAGGAGAGAACAGGACUAACAUUUCUUCUGUGCCCCUGUCUAGUACAGUAGACCGAAAUUCUCCAUUAAAAGUAGAAUCUGAAAAACCUCGUUGCUCUAGCACGCCUUGUUCCCCAAUUCGUAGAACUGUUUCAGGUUAUCAGAUACUUCACAUGGAUUCCAAUUACCUGGUUGGCUUUACAACAGGAGAGGAGCUUAUAAAACUAGCUCACAAAUGUGCAACCACAGAAGAGAAUUCUGGGGAAACUCUACCAACAUUUCGUGCCAAGCAACAUGACUCUGGACUCUCUCGCUCAUCUCGGAUAUACAAAGCUAAAGGUCGACACUAUCAGCCAUAUGAAAUUCCUUCGAUCAAUGGGAGAAGGAGAAGACGAAUGCCAAGUUCAGGCGAUAAGUGCAAUAAAGUUAUUCCUUAUGAGUCUUACAAGGCGGCACACGGCCCUUUGCCACUUUGCCUUCUUAAGGGUAAGAGAAUGCAUUCAAAGUCUUUGGACUACCUCAACCUAGAUAAGAUGAACAUCAAGGAGUCAGCAGAUACUGAAGUUUUGCAGUACCAACUUCAGCAUCUCACACUUAGAGGUGACCGUGUCUUUGCGAGGAAUAAUACAUGAAUAAGAAGUCUGCUUUGUUUGGCACCUGUCUUGUUGCAUAUAGGAAAACGAUUUUGAGAAACGACAUCUGUGCUACACGUGUACGGCUUGGUCUACAUUAGUGGCACCUGGGAAUGACUUCUCGAUUUAAAUCGCUUGAUCCUAAGCAGCAGAAGAUACACCACUUGGUUGGAAAGGCUGGUUCGUGUGAAUCUGAUUUCUAGCCAUUUCUAACUUGAAGGAAGAAGACCUUUAUAUCCUAGAAUUACUAUGGAUUACAAUGAGAUAAUUAUUUAAUUUGUGAAUGAUUUACAUUUAUAAGGACUUAAUCACUUAUAGCUAAAAAAAAUUGUUUUCUUGACUAUUCCUUUAGAUUAAAUAUGUUGUGUUUGAUGAAUUUUAGAUUAAUCAAUGACUGACCCUGGUUUGUAAAUACGUCAGGAUUUAGAUACUGAACACAGUUGUAAGUAUUUUGUUUUGUUGCUCAUUUUCAGAAUGUCUUCAAAUGUAUAUAUUAGUUUUAAUAUAUAGCUGGAUCAAUAUAUAGUCAGUACUUGACAUUUGAUCUCUGGAAUCAAAUUCAAUAUGAAUUUAAUGGCUAUCUGCUUUAUAUAUAUAUAUUUCCCUUUUAAGCCCAGGGCAAGUUACAUGUUUACCAUAUUUUUAAUAUUUAAUUUAAAUUGCAACUGAUAAUUGAGGAAAUUAAGCAAUAUUUAUAUUUUUUUGAUUAGUUUGCCAGUGCUUGAGCAUACUAGCAAAAUGUUAAAUGCAGUAAGUCUCCAAUAGCGUGUAUGUCAGAAAGUACCAAUAUAGAGUGAAUUUAUUUAAGGUAAAUGCAGUAAACACUAAUGGUAAGAAAAUUUGCUAUAUUGCUGUAUUUUCCUCUCUCUCUCUCUCAGCUGUGGCCUUUAAUAGGGCAUUGUGCAACUUGUAGUAACCCAACCAGGCAAUGCCAAAACCAUUCAAGCAGAACUGCUAAAAUCUGGCUGUGAUAGAUAACUGUAUGUCUUUUACCCUUUUUUUACAGUGGUGCUUACUGUAUUUAUGAAAAGUGCUCUUUGGCUGCCAACUGAAAUCAGCUUUGUGUGUAUUUAAACUCCAAAUAUGUUUCAAUAGGUUUAGCAUCAUGCUUCACUGUAUACAUUUUUUUUUUUUACUAAGCAAAUAAUUUUUUGAAUGAAGAAAGUUUCUUACCUGGGGAUAUUGCCAGUAACAGCAUUUCCUGUUGCAGGAGGUUAUUAUUAAGCGCAUUGACCUCUCUCCCCAAACCCCUUCCCCCCCCCCCCCCCACUGUAUAGUGUCCUGCCUUGGAUUUAUGUUGACUGUUAAAUGUGCAUCAUACAAAAAAUAUAUAUGGUAAAAUUUGACUUUUGAGGAACAACAUUUUACAUAAAAAUAUUUUUUUUAUUAAUUCAUGCUUAUAAAUUGCAUAAGCAUCAUUAUAUAUAAAAAUAUUAUAACAUCUGAAUACAAAACAAUAAAAAACAUUUUGACAAUGCAGUGCAUCAUAUCCAAAAAUAGUGAGCUUUUGUGAUCUGACACGUUUCCUGGACUUGUCAGGUGUCAUUAAUAUAUUUAUGCACAAACAGCUGUGUUAAAUGCAGUAGUUUCCUUUUCUUGUUUAAGUCCCCUUUCUAUACGAGGCGGAUCCGUUCAGUGGAGUUCCCCA
This is a messenger RNA of Rana temporaria (common frog), 2414 nucleotides long. RefSeq names its product macrophage immunometabolism regulator (gene MACIR). The transcript has 2 exons. Gene Ontology annotation, biological process: negative regulation of fibroblast migration; negative regulation of cytokine production involved in inflammatory response. The record is from RefSeq and is a predicted model, not a curated record. The coding region runs from base 140 to 766 and encodes 208 amino acids. NCBI's taxonomy places the organism in Eukaryota, Metazoa, Chordata, Amphibia, Anura, Ranidae.